AUGAUGUCACAAUCACUGAUGGCUUAUAACAAUUAUUUUGAAGAAUUGCAGAUUACUUCAUGUGGUGUAAUAGAUCUGGGAAAUUUUAGUGGCCGGACAAGAAGUGCAGUCUCUGUGAGGGAAGGCCAGGGGGUUGUUCUGAUGUGCUCUCCUCCGCCUCAUUCUCCAGAGAUCAUCUAUAGCUGGGUAUUUAAUGAGUUCCCUUCCUUUGUGGCGGAGGACAGCCGGCGGUUCAUUUCUCAGAAGACAGGCAACCUUUAUAUUUCUAAAGUCCAAUCAUCAGAUGUUGGCAGCUAUAUUUGUCUGGUGAAAAACACAGUGACAAACGCUCGAGUACUUAGUCCUCCAACACCACUCACUCUACGUAAUGAUGGUGUGAUGGGAGAAUAUGAGCCGAAAAUUGAGGUCCAUUUUCCUUUCACAGUUACAGCUGCUAAGGGAACAACUGUUAAGAUGGAAUGCUUUGCACUUGGCAACCCAGUUCCAACAAUCACAUGGAUGAAGGUUAAUGGUUAUAUUCCUAGUAAGGCACGUCUGCGGAAAUCUCAGGCAGUGCUGGAAAUACCCAACGUGCAGCUGGAUGAUGCAGGCCUAUAUGAGUGCAGAGCUGAAAACUCACGUGGAAAAAAUUCCUUUCGUGGACAAUUACAAGUAUACACUUAUCCACACUGGGUGGAAAAACUGAAUGACACUCAGUUGGACAGUGGGAGCCUUCUCCGAUGGGAAUGUAAGGCUAUUGGAAAACCCCGACCCACAUACCGUUGGCUGAAGAAUGGAGUGCCUCUUUUGCCUCAGAAUAGGAUUGAGAUGGUUAAUGGAUUAUUGAUGAUCCACAAUGUGAAUCAGUCAGAUGCUGGAAUGUAUCAGUGUUUGGCCGAAAAUAAAUAUGGAGUCAUUUAUGCGAGUGCUGAGCUGAAGAUUCUAGCUUCAGCUCCCACUUUUGCGCUGAAUCAACUGAAGAAAACAAUAAUUGUUACCAAAGGCCAAGAAGUCAUCAUCGAGUGCAAACCCCAAGGCUCUCCAAAACCAACCAUCUCUUGGAAAAAGGGAGAAAAAGCAGUGAGAGAGAAUAAAAGAAUAGCUAUUCUUCCAGACGGAAGUCUACGGAUCCUAAAUGCUUCUAAAUCAGAUGAGGGAAAGUACGUUUGCCAAGGGGAAAAUGUCUUUGGUUCUGCUGAAAUCAUAGCCUCAGUAUCUGUAAAAGAACCUACAAGAAUAGAACUUACUCCUAAAAGAACAGAAUUAACAGUGGGAGAAAGCAUUGUCCUUAAUUGCAAAGCAAUUCACGAUGCUAGUUUGGAUGUCACUUUCUACUGGACACUAAAAGGACAGCCUAUUGAUUUCGAGAAAGAAGGUGGACAUUUUGAAAGCAUCAGGGCCCAAGCAUCCUCUGCAGAUUUAAUGAUCAGGAACAUCCUUCUGAUGCAUGCUGGGAGAUAUGGCUGCAGGGUACAGACCACAGCAGACAGUGUGUCAGAUGAGGCAGAACUUCUGGUUAGGGGUCCCCCAGGCCCACCAGGGGUAGUGAUUGUUGAGGAAAUCACCGAAAGCACAGCCACACUCUCCUGGAGUCCUGCAGCUGACAACCACAGCCCAAUCUCCUCCUACAACCUGCAGGCUCGAAGCCCAUUCUCCCUGGGCUGGCAAACAGUAAAAACAAUCCCAGAAACCAUAACAGGGGACAUGGAGUCAGCCAUGGCAGUGGACCUUAACCCUUGGGUGGAAUAUGAAUUUAGAGUGGUGGCCACCAAUCCAAUUGGAACUGGAGAUCCCAGCACCCCAUCUCGAAUGAUCCGCACAAAUGAAGCAGUUCCAAAGACAGCACCCACCAAUGUAAGUGGAAGAAGUGGAAGAAGGCAUGAGUUAGUCAUAGCCUGGGAGCCAGUAUCUGAAGAGUUUCAGAAUGGGGAAGGCUUUGGCUAUAUUGUGGCUUUCAGGCCCAAUGGAACACGUGGCUGGAAGGAAAAAAUGGUGACAUCCUCUGAAGCUUCAAAAUUCAUUUAUCGAGAUGAAAGUGUUCCUCCUCUCACUCCCUUUGAAGUGAAGGUUGGUGUUUAUAACAAUAAAGGAGAUGGACCUUUCAGUCAGAUUGUGGUUAUCUGCUCAGCUGAAGGAGAACCCAGUGCUGCUCCCACAGAUGUCAAGGCUACAAGUGUGUCUGUGUCAGAGAUUCUUGUUGCAUGGAAACAUAUUAAAGAGAGUCUAGGAAGACCACAGGGAUUUGAGGUUGGUUAUCGGAAAGACAUGGAACAAGAAGAUGCUGCAGAAACAGUCAAAACUAGAGGGAAUGAGUCCUCUGUCAUUCUGACAGGAUUAGAAGGAAACACUUUAUAUCACUUCACAGUGAGGGCUUAUAAUGGAGCUGGAUAUGGGCCACCUAGCAGUGAAGUGAGUGCAACCACCAAGAAAUCCCCCCCUAGUCAAGCACCCAGCAAUCUCAGGUGGGAACAGCAAGGGUCUCAGCUUUUUCUGGGCUGGGAACCAGUCAGACCAUUAGCCAAUGAAUCUGAAGUCAUGGGCUACAAGGUUUUUUAUAGGCAAGAGGGUCACAGCAACAGUCAAGUUAUUGAAACACAGAAACCUCAAGCAGCAGUACCACUGCCAGAUGCCGGAGUCUAUAUUAUUGAAGUUCGAGCAUACAGUGAAGGAGGGGAUGGGACAGCUAGUUCCCAAAUCAGGGUACCAUCCUAUUCAGGUGGGAAAAUCACUAGUGCCCAGUCAACCCUCCACACACUCUCCCCAUCUUCAUCAUCGGUAACAUGGCUCUUGGCAUUGAUGAUUCCCUCAACCUCUUGGUGA
Molecule: messenger RNA, 2799 nt
Organism: Odobenus rosmarus divergens (Pacific walrus)
Lineage: Eukaryota; Metazoa; Chordata; Mammalia; Carnivora; Odobenidae
Gene: CNTN5
Product: contactin 5
Exons: 20
Coding region: 1-2799 (932 amino acids)
Biological process (GO): cell-cell adhesion; brain development
Molecular function (GO): cell-cell adhesion mediator activity
Source: RefSeq, a predicted model, not a curated record